CGAUUUGUACAACGGAAGGCUUGCAAGUUGCAGUUUCGCAAGAUUCCCCAUCCAUUCAUGAUACCAUUUGUUUGCUCUUCAAGAGAACGCAGCAACCAGGAACAAAACAGAAUCAACAUCUAGCCAACAUGAAGGAAACAAGCAUUGAGCUCGCCGAGGCUGGCUACCCACAGAUCGUAGUUCACGACGCGGAAGAACCAGAGGAACAAGAAACAGAAAUCAAGGAACCUCUAGUGAAUGGGAAUGGUAACGUUCCUACUGGAUCUCCUACUGGAAGUCCAUGGGGAACUCCGGUCACGUCACGGAAAGCCAACGGAAGUAACGGGCGUCUGCACAUUCCUGGUGGAUCGCCCAGCAAAACUGGAGCCUACGAACCCUUGGGAUUUUCCCAAGCUCACAAAUGGGGUGGAUCAAUUUCAUCAAUUCGACUGUCGGCUUCAAGGGAAGACAUCGCCGACAUGCGUGCAGAGCAGAAAAUCCAGCUUAGACGGGCACCAAAAGAUAGGUUCAAGUUCAUCUUCUUUCUGAUGUCAAUCCACGGUAUUGCUACGUUGCUGCCUUGGAACAUGUUUAUCACAGCAGACUCGUAUUUUACAGACCAUAAGUUUGGCAAUGUCAGUGACAGCGCCGAGUACAAGGACAAGUUUGUCAGCUACAUCGGCAUCGCAGGAUUUAUUCCCAAUGUCUUCUUCCUGGCUGUCAGUUUAUUUGUGCCUCCCAAGUCUUCUCGUUUGGCCAACAUGAUUGCUUUGAACAUGAUGCUGACGCUGUUUGUUAUCACCACAAUUUUGGCCAUCAUUGACUCAUCUGAAUGGCCAGGAGCUUUCUUUGGAAUCACCAUGGCGACGGUAGUCCUUUUCAACGGAGCCGCAGCAGUCUACCAGUCGGGUAUCUUUGCCUUCUCAGCCAAACUGCCAGGAAGCUACCUCCAGAGUUACAUUGUUGGCCAAGGUCUUGGUGGAACCUUUGUAGCGGUCAUCAGCAUCAUCACAUUGGCAACUACAGACUCGGUUCAGACUGCUGGCAUUGCAUACUUCACCUGUGCUGUAGUUGUCCUGUUCAUAGCAGUCAUAAGUCUUAUCCUUGUCUACAAGUCGGCAUUUGUGGACUAUCAUCACAACGUAGCUAUGCAGGUGCUUACUGAGAAAGAGAAAGAAGCAGUAGAAGAAGCUACAAGACCCAUUACCCUGCUCUACAUCUUCAAAAGGAUAUGGGUGGAUGCACUCAGCGUGUGGCUGACGUUUUUCGUCACCUUGGCCAUCUUCCCAGCAUUCAACCUGGGUGUCGUCUCAACUACUGAAGAACCUCACAGUGAUUUCAUCGCUAUGUACUUCACUCCACUGACUUGCUUCUUCACGUUCAACUUCUGUGACUUUAUCGGCAGUAUGGUCCCUGCAGUGCUCAAAUGGCCUUUUCACAAGUACACUUGGAUUGUAGCCAACGUGCGUAUCCUGUUCUUUCCUCUCUUCAUUCUCUGCAACUACCGACCCGCGACUCGUACCUUGCCAGUCUACUUCAACGACAUCGUCUAUAUCAUCAUCAUGGUCAUCUUUUCCCUUAGCAAUGGCUAUUUCAAGACUGUCAUCAUGAUGGAAGGCCCACAGAAAGUCCCUCCUGAGUGGGCUGGUAAGGCCGCCUCCAUGAUGUGCUUCUUCCUCGUCCUGGGAAUCUUCUGUGGUCUCCAGUUCUCCCUCUUCUUUCCGUGGUUCAUCACAAUCUUCUAAGGAUUCCCAGAGAUAAACUCAACUCAGCUCACACCUAUAAGGAAGCAAUUCUGAGGUGAUGUAGAAUUGUCCAAUAUUUUUACAGGAGUCAGGAGGACCAGAGAUUUCUGCACAUUGAUGGAAAUAUCGGAAAGUUGUUAUUAAAUGCUGCCAAGUUUGCCGACACUUUUUUUUCCAGUGUCUGCUAUUUUUUUAGUGUCGGUUUUUUUUUUUUUGGCCCUAUAAUGCAAAAACUGCCAAACUGUAAAUGGGAGAAGUUUUUUAAGGAAACAUGUAGAAGCUCUUCAGGAAUUGAUCACUUAAAAAAAUGAACAAUUGUAAACGGGUCAUUCUAUGAAUGGUCCAAAGUGUGACAUUGUUCUUGUCCCUUGGUACUUUGUAAUUUGCCAUUUAAGUAUCAUGAAUGAACUUAAAAAGUUUUUAUUUGUUAAGUAGGAAGUUUGCUAUUCAUUAUCACUCUUGGAGGAUGACUUCAUUACAGAGUGCAUCAGAAUUAUACAAUCAUAGAUGUCAGAUAUAACAGGGACAGGAAAAGAAUUUGAGCCCAGAUUUAUAGAUUGACCCAGAUGGGUGUAUAUAACAGUUUUGGGGAGUUUUUUGGUUUUUUCCAGCUCGCCUUUUCUUUAGUGUGAGAUAUUCAGACUGCGUUUUUCGUUUAUGUUUCUCAGUUGAGAUCACACAAGUUCAGUUGCUGUUAUUACUUUAUUUGUAAAAGAAAAACGUUUGCAGUGAUGUUUUGCCAAAAGUUUAUGAAGCUUUAAGUUUUGGAGACCAAAGUGACAAAAUGGUAGGCCAAAACCUCACCAGUUAUUUUCACGGGUCAGAAAGGCCACUUAUUAACUGUCUUCCUUAUUUUGUGAGAGGGUAUUUUAGUUUAUUCCUAAAACGAUUGCAAACAAGACAGUUGUGUCUUGGGAAAAAUCAUGAAAUUUCAUUUUAAGAUUUCUGAGGGAACCCUGUAAGAUUUGAGUAAAGUUUGUUUUUGAAACAUCUAGGAUAGACUAGGAGUACAUGUACUGAGUCAAAACAACUCCAGAGUCAUGUCAAUGGAGUAUUUUUAGUGCAUUAAAUCCAAUAGGGUUGUUUAGAUUUGCUCCUAAUACCAUUUGGUCCGUUGUGACUCUGAAAUACUACUCUUAAACACAGAUUUCAAUUUCACAUUGAUGUUCCUCAGGAACAAAGUUAAGUAUGUACAUUACAUACACGUAACAUUUCUUAUCAUCUGUAUUUUCUAAAUAAAGUUUAGACAUGAACAUCUCAUUUUGAGAAGUAGUGAUCAGUAUGUUUGAAAAGCUCUGUGAAAACCCGACAGUAAACAGGGCUGUACAUGUACAUGUACAUGUAUGUAUAUUGAACUAUCUUACAUCGUCUCUUUAGUGUACUUUUUGUAAUAUUGUGCGUGAAGUAGAAAAUAAGUACAUAUUUAUGGUGUUGGAUUUUUAGUUAUCGUACCAGAAGUUGUUUUGGUUUCUUUGUUUUAAAAUUUUAAUAUUAAACCUGUAAUCUUAACUAGGAUACAGUUUGAAAUUCUGACAGAAAGUCAGAUUCCAUUUUGUGCUCAUAUUUAACUUGUAAUAGUUUGUACAGGUAGUGCAAAGUGAAAGGUUUUUUUUUUUCCUUUCAAAUGAGUCCGCUGGACAGUACAUGUAAAUAACUUGAAGGUCAUCUUGAGUCACAACCUGUGACUUAUUUGAAGUUUGAGCACAAUUAGCAGGGGACUGGACACAGAUAUUAAAUAGCAGAGUUUGUUAAAAUUCCAAGCAUACUUAUUGACUGAUUUGAUUCGAGUGUCAUUCUUUGGCACAUGUACUGUGUGAUCUUAGUGAAUUAACAAAAAUGAAGGUCAAAAUUUGCUGGCGAGAAAAGACCACUUAAUAUAUUUUCCUCUCUUUUGAGGUAUUCAUUGUCAACAAUGUUACACAUGUAAGUUAACAUUAUAUUACUAUUUGAUUGUGUUUGGAAAGCCAGUUUGAUAAAUCCACUGACAUCCUUAGCAUAUAGAAUUACUGAGCACAGAGCACAGAAGAAUGUUACUCGUCAGAAAUAGGCUUCCAGUUAAGUUACCAAGUUACGUACAAUGUAAGCUAGUAUUUUGUCAAAUAGUGUGUGCUGUAAAGUAUUAGUAUUUGUUGUGUACUAAGCAGUUUUAUUAAAAUGGUCACUUAGAUUCUAAUCAACUCA
Molecule: messenger RNA, 3905 nt
Organism: Patiria miniata (bat star)
Lineage: Eukaryota; Metazoa; Echinodermata; Asteroidea; Valvatida; Asterinidae
Product: equilibrative nucleoside transporter 1-like
Exons: 14
Coding region: 129-1724 (531 amino acids)
Biological process (GO): nucleoside transmembrane transport
Cellular component (GO): plasma membrane
Molecular function (GO): nucleoside transmembrane transporter activity
Source: RefSeq, a predicted model, not a curated record